AUGGUGAGACGUUUUUCUCAGAUCUUUCUCGGUCCGCACCUUCUACUAUCGAUCCGUCACGCAGGUCGUGGCAAUUGCGGAUACGGCGUCCUUGCGGAGUCCGGCUACGGUCCGCUCAUCGCGGCGGGAAGUGCGCCGCUUUACAAGGGCGGCAAAGGUUGCGGCGCCUGCUACAAGGUGCGGUGCGUGGACAGCCAGUGGUGCAAGGACGCGGAGAUCACGGUGCCAAUAACGGACUUCUGUCCGGGCGGCGGAGUGUGCUGUCCCACGUGCACGCACUUCGACCUCAGCCAGCCCGCGUUCGGCAUCAUCGCGGACCCCGUCGCGGGAGUCAUUCCGCUCGCCUACCAGCGGGUGCCAUGCUCCUUCCCCACCUCCAUCACCUUCCGCGUCACCGGCACCAACUACUGGAUGAACGUGCUGCUGCUGCGCGUGGGCGGGCCGGGGGAGGUGGCUCUGGUGGAGGUGUCAUCUAAGAACGACCCCAACUGGCGGCCGCUCACGCACGACUGGGGCGCGAAUUGGGUCAGCUACAGUUAUAUCGAGGGGCCGUUGAAAUUUCGGCUUACGUCGGGGAUGGACGGGGCUGUGAUUACAACGGGGGAAAAUUGCGUUCCGGCGAUUUAUCCCGGGGAUUUCACUUGCGGCGCGCAAUUUACGAGUGGGUAUAACAGUUCGGAUACUAACGGGGAUGGUGGGAGUAACAGCAGCGUGGGGAACAGUACAAAUGUGCCUGAGAAAAAGAACGGCGACAAUGGCAAUAGCGGGAAUGCCAGUAACGGGGACAGCAACAAAGCCACGAACAACGGCAGCUCAGCAGGACCUACCCCAGCAACGACCGCCCCAGCUACCACUUCCCCUGACUCACCUCCCCCGGUAACCACUCCACCUGUAACCAACCCCCCAGCAACAACCGCCCCUGGAACAACCGCCCCUGGCACUACAGACCCUGCAGCAACCACCCCUUUCACAACUGUCCCUGCCACAACUACUGGAACCGAAGGCUCCUCCUUCGGACGAAGCAGCACUGCUGGUGGCGGCCCCGCCACCGGUACCCCCAAUGCUGACGUGUCCCCUGCCGCGUCAGCAUCCUCUCCUGCUCCCGCCGGCCGCAAGGUCAAUGCGGGCGGCAGCAGCGCCGGCAGCGGCACGGGCAGGUCGCAGACCACAGGAGGUGUGACUAUACCGAAUGCCAGCUACAUCAUUGAUUCAAACGGAGCAGCUGCCACCAGUGGCAAUGCUCAAGUGGGAGCGGGCGGCACGGCAGCAGCAGGAACAGUGGGUGCUGCCGCCGCCAUGGGUCGUAUGCACAGUCACGGAAAGGGUAUUUCGCGCUCCGCCCUGCCCUACAAGCGCACUCCUCCCAGCUGGUUGAAGAUCUCUGCCACCGAGGUCGACGAGCACAUUUGCAAGCUCGCGAAGAAGGGUUUGACGCCGUCGCAGAUCGGCGUCAUUCUGAGGGACUCCCAUGGUAUCGCGCAGGUGUCCGGCGUCACGGGCAGCAAGGUCCUGCGCAUUCUCAAGGCUCACGGCUUGGCGCCCGAGAUCCCCGAGGACCUGUACCAUCUGAUCAAGAAGGCGUUGGCGGUGCGCAAGCACUUGGAGCGCAACCGCAAGGACAAGGACUCCAAGUUCCGCCUCAUUCUCAUCGAGAGCCGCGUGCACCGCCUCGCGCGCUACUACAAGUGGACCAAGAAGCUGCCGCCCAACUGGAAGUACGAGUCCGGCACUGCCAGCACCCUCGUUGCCUAA
Molecule: messenger RNA, 1752 nt
Organism: Closterium sp. Yama58-4
Lineage: Eukaryota; Viridiplantae; Streptophyta; Zygnematophyceae; Desmidiales; Closteriaceae
Source: the annotation of a GenBank genome assembly